Molecule: messenger RNA, 1641 nt
Organism: Nerophis lumbriciformis (worm pipefish)
Lineage: Eukaryota; Metazoa; Chordata; Actinopteri; Syngnathiformes; Syngnathidae
Product: keratin, type II cytoskeletal 8-like
Biological process (GO): intermediate filament organization; keratinization
Cellular component (GO): keratin filament
Molecular function (GO): structural constituent of skin epidermis
Source: RefSeq, a predicted model, not a curated record
AUGUCUGCCCGAGCUUUGAAGACCACCACCUUAACCACCGUGUCCUCAUCCAGGGGCCCAGGCCAGGGCUUCAGUAGCCGUUCCUUCUCCGGCUACGGCGGCCGAGGUGUGGGCGGCGCCCGGCAGAGCUGCGCCGUCCGCAGCUCUUACGGCGGGAUAGGCAGCAGCGGCGCCGCGGUCGGCGCCGGGGGGUUCAAGGUAGCCGGUGGGUAUGUCGUCGGGGGGUCAGCCCAAAGGGCCGGGGGGUUAGAGUUUGGCUUUGUGGGCUUUGGUGGAGGCAUGGGGUGUGGCAUGGCCCAGGAGGUGGUGGCUCCCAUCACGACAGUGACUGUGAACAAGAGCCUGCUGGCUCCCUUGAACCUGGACUUUGACCCCACCAUCCAGGCGGUCCGCAUCCAGGAGAAGGAGCAGAUCAAGACCCUCAACGACCGUUUCGCUUCUUUCAUUGACAAGGUGCGCUUCCUGGAACAGCAGAACAAGAUGCUGGAGACCAAGUGGAAAGUUCUGCAAGAGCAAACCACGGCGCCCUCCAACAUCGACGCCAUGUUCGAGGCCUACAUCGCCAACCUGCGCCAGCAGGCGGACAACCUGGGGCACGAAAAGGUCAAACUGGAAUCGGACCUGCACCACAUGGCCGGUCUGGUUGAGGACUACAAGACCAAAUACGAGGAUGAGAUCAACAAGCGCAACGACUGUGAGAACAACUUUGUCCUCCUAAAGAAGGACACAGAUGCAGCCUACCUGGUGAAGGCAGAGCUGGAGGCCAAACUGGACGCACUUUCUGACGAACUGGACUUCCUGAGGCAGAUCUAUGACGCCGAAAUCCAAGAGCUCCAGAGUCAGAUCAAGGACACGUCGGUGGUGGUGGAGAUGGACAACAGCCGCAGCCUUGACAUGGACGCCAUUGUUGCUGAAGUGCGGGCUCAGUAUGAAGACAUCGCCAAUCGAAGCAGAGCUGAGGCCGAAUCAUGGUACCAGUCCAAGUACGCAGAGAUGCAGGAGUCUGCAGGCAAAUGUGGCGACGACCUAAAGUCCACCAAAGCAGAGAUCGCCGACAUGAACCGCAGGAUCAUGAGACUGCAGUCUGAAAUCGACAUGGUUAAAUCCCAGAUCAACAGCCUGGAGGCUCAGAUCGCGGAGGCCGAAGAGCGCGGUGAGCUGGCGGUGAAAGACGCCAAGCUCCGCAUCCGAGACCUGGAGGAAGCCCUCCAGAGGGCCAAGCAGGACAUGGCCCUGCAGGUGCGCCAAUACCAGGAACUGAUGAACGUCAAGCUGGCGUUGGACAUCGAGAUCGCCACCUACAGGAAGCUGCUGGAGGGAGAGGAGGACAGGCUGGCAGCUGGAAUCAAGACCAACGUGUCCAAAGUGACUUCUUUAAACUACAAGACUUAUGGUCUGGAGAGUUCUCGCACCCCGUCCUACAUGAGCUGCUCCUUCGGCGCUGUCAAGGCCAGCGGAGGUUCCGCCUCCGGCCACGAGGGGGCAGCAGUGAAGAGCACCAUCACAGUCACCAAGUCAGAGACGGUGGUGACCGCCAGUGAGGGGAAGAAGGAGGAGGUGGAGGUGAAGGUGGAGGUCCCCGCUGUGGAGGAGAAGAAAGAGCAGGAGCAGGAGCAGGUGGAGGCAGCGGCUGAAGAGUGA